Messenger RNA from Mustela lutreola (European mink), 499 nucleotides. RefSeq names its product large ribosomal subunit protein eL36-like. Gene Ontology annotation, cellular component: cytosolic large ribosomal subunit; ribosome. The transcript has a single exon. The coding region runs from base 16 to 447 and encodes 143 amino acids. The record is from RefSeq and is a predicted model, not a curated record. Gene Ontology annotation, molecular function: structural constituent of ribosome. Gene Ontology annotation, biological process: cytoplasmic translation. NCBI's taxonomy places the organism in Eukaryota, Metazoa, Chordata, Mammalia, Carnivora, Mustelidae.
AGUAGGGACAGCUCUAUGCCCCUAUUCAGCAGGAAGAAGUUACAGAAGAUGAGACCUUCCAUCGUCAACAACCUUAAAGAUUUAAGGGUCAUGCCCUUCCGCCGCGGGAGCCAUUGGAGAGUUGCAGCCAUGGCUCUGCGCUACCCUAUGGCCGUGGGCCUCAACAAGGGCCACAAAGUGACCAAGAACGUGAGCAAGCCAAGGCACAGCCGCCGCCGCGGGCGCCUCACCAAGCACACCAAGUUCCUGCGGGACAUGAUCCGAGAGGUGUGCGGCUUCGCCCCCUACGAGCGGCGGGCCAUGGAGCUGCUCAAGGAGUGCAAGGACAAGCGCGCCCUCAAGUUCAUCAAGAAAAGGGUGGGGACGCACAUCCACGCCAAGAGGGAGCAAGAGGAGCUGAGCAACGUCCUCGCCACCAUGAGGAAAGCGGCGGCCAAGAAGGAUUGAGCCCCCUGCCCAUCUGUAAUAAAGCGUUUUUGGGGAAAAAAAAAAAAAAAAA